Lobosporangium transversale is the source of this 1266-nucleotide messenger RNA. RefSeq lists its product as hypothetical. The record is from RefSeq and is a predicted model, not a curated record. The transcript has 3 exons. Lineage: Eukaryota; Fungi; Mortierellomycota; Mortierellomycetes; Mortierellales; Mortierellaceae. Bases 167 to 1099 code for a protein of 310 amino acids.
CUUCAACAAACGAACCAUUCACUCAUUAACCAUAAACUUGACUCUUCUCUAGCUCAUCAUUUCAUUCUACUUCAGCGAGUUGCCAUUACACAUAUGCAAUAACAUCAAUAUUACAACAGCAGUCUCUUCAUUUCGCUUCUUUACAAACCUUCACAUUUCCCAAACUAUGACUUCUAUUGCCACUCCAACUAGCUCGCCAACCAAAGUCCUAUCUGACCCCACCAAUCCAAAUGUUUAUCCUUCUCCUUCCCUUUCUCCUGUUUCCGCUCUUCGCACAAACGCUGCAGACAACUAUCGUAGAUUAUCUGUCAGGGAGUUGAUGACUUCCACCAACCCUCCUGCUUCCCCUCUGGAUGCUCUUGUUAUGGCUCUCGAGGCUACAGCUGAAGGUAUGACUGAGCAUCAUAUCAUAGCACGAUCAAACUCUACUUCUUCCUCGAUCUUCAACUCUGCAAUACAAAGAGGACAAAGAGAAGGGGUAGGAGCAACGGCGGAUGAAGAGGAUCCCAAUGCCACAGUGCCUUCUUCGCCCAGUUUCUUUAUUAAGCAUGCCAAAAUACCAUCACUACACCAACUGCCUAGUCUGGAGCUUCCAGCAGCAGUAUCAACAGUCCCUUCUCAUCUUUCCCUACCAGCCACAUCGUCUUCAGAACAAGCAAUACCCCCUAUGCAGUCGACUUCUAUCUUCAGCAACGAUUUUACGUCAAGUACCCACCCUGUCUCUCCUACCUGUCCUGUUCCUAAUCAGAAUGUCAUCGACUGGCGUAAGCUGUCUGUGAGCAGCCAAGGGUCCGUCGAUUCUACAUCAUCGACCAAUACGAGGGCGGGGCGCCAUAAGAUGUUUGUUUGUUCAGUAAAUAGUUGCGAAAAAAAGUUUUAUCAGGUCGCGCACCUGCGCAUUCACGAACGAUGCCACACUGGGACUCGUCCUUUUCUCUUUUCUGGCCAAUUUUUCACAGCAGGAGAUUUUCAAGUGUUGUCAUUAAGCACACAAGGGUUGCUUUUCCUUUACUUUUUGUUUUUGCUUUUGUUUUUAUUUUAUUUUUUUUUCUUUACUUUAAUAUGUAUGUGUAUUGUUGCCGUUUUUGUGUGUCGGUAAUGCUUUUAUUCCUUAACGGCUGCUCGAGAUUUGAGGAGCCUCUACUCGUGAGUGCCACAACAUGUUUACCACACUACAUCGGCCGUGAUGAAAAGUUGGUACAACCGUCAGCGCGAGCACAGCAUUUCUCAAAACCUUGGGAGAGCUAGAAAGGAAAAACGAUUAUG